This is a messenger RNA of Schizosaccharomyces japonicus yFS275, 897 nucleotides long. Its product is annotated as carboxylic ester hydrolase activity. Lineage: Eukaryota; Fungi; Ascomycota; Schizosaccharomycetes; Schizosaccharomycetales; Schizosaccharomycetaceae. Bases 1 to 897 code for a protein of 298 amino acids. The record is from RefSeq and is a predicted model, not a curated record. The transcript has a single exon.
AUGAAGCUUCUAUUAACGUUUCCCGUAGGAUCUUCAAAAUAUUAUCCACAAUUGAAGAACGACAAACUGUGGAUAUCCGAGAAAGACUACUUUGCCUACCAUUAUCAUCGUUCGGAUUCGGACAAGAAGUUGGUUUUUGUAUUCGUUCAUGGUUUGGGCGGUCAGAAGCAUCAGUUUUCGGGUCUCAUAAAACUUCUUGAAGAUGACGGUUACUCCACGCUUGCUUUUGACCAAUUGGGUUGUGGACAUUCAAGCAAAAAUCGGCAUCCGCCUUCUAUGUACAGUUCAGAAGGCCUGGCGAAGGCGAGCGCUACAGUCAUCGAUAAAGUAUUACCGGCAGACGCUCCGGUGAUUCUUGUAGGACACUCAAUGGGUUGUGUCGUUGUCUCACGACUCUAUCCCCUGUGUAAAGAGCGAUGCAAAGGUGUCGUUUUGCUUGGUCCGAAAUCACACGUGACAGCUAUGAACAAGAAGCGUAUACAACAAGUGUUAAAGCUCCCUCAUUUUGCUUUGAACUUGAUGCGCUUGGGUUAUCGAUUGAGAGGUUCACGUAGUUCGUCUGUCGAAAACUUAGUUGCUCUCGGUUGUCCGCAUCAUCUUCGUCUUCAACAAUGGCUGUGGAAUAAGCAUAGCGAUACAUAUACAUGGAAAUGGUCGCUUGCGGGGAUGGGCGAUAUCUCUCACACUUAUCUGAAAGUCGUAACUUGUCCCGUUCUUCUGGUUGCUGGCACUCAAGACCGUGCUACCCCGAAAGAGAAUGCAUUAGCAGUGAAGGCGCACUUGGUGCAUACGAAACACGUGUAUCACGAGUUUGAGUGUGGACACAUGAUCAUGAUAGAACGACUUCAAGAGACUUAUGAGAAGGUUUACGAAUUUGUCACCGAGAUUGAGCGCUGA